CGGAGGCGGUCAUCCCCAUGACUGUUACCCUUAAAACGUCUACUUUUUAUAGUCUGGCAACACCAGGCAGCUGAUUUCAAGUCUUUAUAAAAGCAGUUUGAAAUCUGGGUACCUCAUUGGCGUCUUAUUUUUCGCUAGGAGCGGUCGUCCCUGAUAAACACUUCACGGUCAGGAUGCGACUACCAACGUGUUUGUUGCUAAUGCUUGGCUUAGCGUGGACGGUGGGGUGUGUCAAAAUGCCAUCCAUCGAAAGUCCCGUACAAGGUUUCUUGAAGACUGUCAACAAUGCUAUACCGCUGUUUAGAGACAUAUUCAACAGCGUUUAUGAGAAUGUGAAUGUAACAGCGUUUCGCUCUGCAUUGAAAGAAGCAGUCAGUAUGGUGGAUGCUGUAUUCCCAUCUCAGCCCCCAAAAGACGUACCUGAGCGUUGGUGGGGAGAAAACGACCCUAAAUGCGAAGACACUUGCAUCCGGCCGUUUACUGUGCAGUUUUCUGACGAGAUGAUUUCGGACCUGCGCGCCCGUAUUCACGGCAGACGCAAACUGAAGCGUACUCUUCACGGCGCUGCGAACAGUUUUGGUACGAACAGCGAAUACCUCGGCCAGUUCCUCGAGCAGUGGGCGGACCAAUACGACUUCAGGGCUAGGGAACGCUGGCUCAAUAGCUUCCCUCAGUUUAUCACUAAUAUACAAGGUUUAGAUAUUCACUACAUCCAUGUGAAGCCCCACAACCCCCACAACAAGAAAGUGUUGCCGAUACUGUUGCUGCACGGGUUCCCUGUGACCGCGUUCGAGUACGUCCACGUCAUAAACUUCCUCAAGAAGGAUCGAGAUGACUCCGACUUCGUAUUCGAGAUCGUCGCACCAGACUUGCCUGGCUAUGCGUAUUCACAGGCUACGUCCAAGAUCGGAAUGGCUCCCUACCAAAUGGGUAUAAUCAUGAAGAACCUUAUGCUGCGUGUGGGCAAGUCACAAUUUUACAUCCACUGCGGGAAUAUCGGACAAGACGUUGGCUCCACCAUGGCAGUCCUGUUCCCUGGCAGAGUGUUGGGAAUACACACUAACUUCCCUUUUAGUUCUCGACCACAAACGAUUACGAAAUUGGUGCUGGGACAGCUGUACCCGCCCUCUGUAGUGGAGGCAAAGAACGAAGAUAAAAUGUACCCGUUAUCGGCUCACCUGAAGGAUUACAUGGACAAUUUCGGUUACUUCGCUCUGCAAGCUUCUAGGCCAGAUAAUAUAGGGCAUGGCCUGGACGAUUCUCCCGUCACACUAGCAUCCUGGUUCCUCGGUAACAUGGCCAUGGGCACAGAAGGUCCAAAAAGCGUGUUUAUCGACAACGGCAAUCUUUCUGCUAAGUACGACAUGAACGAUUGGUUCGAUACUUUCACCGUCCACUGGGCAUGCGAGAGUAUGACUACUGCCGCUCGAUCCUAUAAAGAGUCCCAAGCAAGAGACAAAGAUUCGAUUUUAAAAGCUUUAGAAUUGAGCCAAUCGCCAGUUCCAUACGCCGCCAUCAAGUUUCGCCAUGAGAUGGUCUACAUGCCGGAUGACUUCCUCCGUGACAAGUUCCCCAAUCUGGUCCACUCCACCACGCUAGACUUCGGAGGGCACUUCGCCGGCUUCGAGGAGCCAGCGGUGCUGGCUGACAGUAUUUGGACCUCCGUGGCCAAGAUGGAGCUGUAUCAUGAAAAUAAAACAUCGACUAACUAGACAGCAUAGCAGAUGAAGCAAAAUCUUACGCCGUGGCUUGCGUGGGCGACGGUCGCGCGAUGGUCGCGCGACGGUGAUGCGACGCAUACGAAA
Molecule: messenger RNA, 1805 nt
Organism: Leguminivora glycinivorella
Lineage: Eukaryota; Metazoa; Arthropoda; Insecta; Lepidoptera; Tortricidae
Product: juvenile hormone epoxide hydrolase-like
Exons: 9
Coding region: 174-1712 (512 amino acids)
Biological process (GO): epoxide metabolic process
Molecular function (GO): epoxide hydrolase activity
Source: RefSeq, a predicted model, not a curated record